Homarus americanus (American lobster) is the source of this 1539-nucleotide messenger RNA. RefSeq lists its product as uncharacterized. Lineage: Eukaryota; Metazoa; Arthropoda; Malacostraca; Decapoda; Nephropidae. The transcript has 10 exons. The coding region runs from base 10 to 1539 and encodes 509 amino acids. The record is from RefSeq and is a predicted model, not a curated record. Gene Ontology annotation, cellular component: membrane. Gene Ontology annotation, molecular function: ligand-gated monoatomic ion channel activity.
UUUACGGCGAUGAGCGUGUGUGGAGUGACGCUGGUGUUCUUCAUGAUUCUUGACGUGUCCAAGGCUUUUGUCACCACCCAUAGCUCUUCAGCAGUGAGGGCGUUGCUGGAGACUACAACCCGGCCUACAUGCACUCUCGCUCUCCUUACUGACGGCACCACCUCCCACCAAACUCUUUACCAGGUAUUUGGCCCUUUAGAAUAUCCUUUGGGAGUAUUCGAGGUUGACAGCCAGGACGCUAACGUGACACAGGAGCAGCUCUCUCGGGUGAUCAACGAAGCUCGGCGGCUGCGGCAGGUGUCAUGGUGCGUGACGGUGGUGGUGGUGAGCGACGACCCAGCUUUCCUCGCCGCCUUCGCAGAGUGGUCCCUCAAGGGCCGCCUCCUGGUGUGGUCAACGAAGCUCCUCGCCGUUACCCACCUGCCCCUCCCGGAGGUGCGUGACCUCCUGAGCACCUUCUGGACAUUCUCCAUGAUGAACGCCAUGUUGCUCAGCUUGGAGGAAAGUGCAGGAACCUUCAGGUGUACGGCGUAUGUGUCCCUGCCCUACAGUGCUCGAGGUGCCCAGGUGAUGAAAGUCGCCUCAUGGACAGCUGAGAGUGGAUUAAAAUUUGACCCGGCAGUGAAUGUAUUCCCAGAGAAGUACUUAAACUUCUAUGGUGAGACAGUGAACGUGACAGCACUGCCUUACACUCCACACUGGGAGGAGGUGAUGCACCAAACCCUGAACGGUACCCUCGUCAAGAAAUACUCAGGCACUGACUACUUCCUGCUGGAAAUCAUAGCGGAGACCCUCAACUUUACCAUUCGUGUUCUUCAGACCGAGAGCUGGGACGAAGUGGCGUCACUGGUAGAGGAGCGGGUUUCCUUUAUGGCAACAGUGUUCCACAACGUUUUACCUCAACGCCUCCACCGAUACGAUUUCUCCUACACUUAUGAGUAUGGCUCCCUUGACUUCAGUGCAGCCAAACCUGCCUUGAAGCCCCAGUGGCAGAGUCUCUACUACCCGCUGUCUGACGGGGUUUGGCUGGCCAUUUUAGCAGUAGUGCUCUUCAUGCCCAUGGCAAUUUAUCUGAUAAAUGUGGUGGAAGUUAGCAGCAACCUUGGAAGAAAGAUCGAUGCCGAAACGAAUUUUAACUUGGUCCUGGGGACGCUUCUGUCUCAGCCCCUCAAUAGGAAGCUCCCCAGCAGCCACACAACCCGUGUCCUGGUGACCGCUUGGCUGGUGUUUGCCUUCAUUGUGGGCACUGUCUACCGCGGCAACCUCACCGCCGCCCUCACACUGCCCAAGUACCCGCCCAGACCGGAGACCAUAGAGGAACUCGUAGACUCAUUUGACAAGAUAACAAUGCCGCCGUUUGGACGUGAAUUUAUUAGUUUCUUCAAACAAUCGAAUUCUGUGCUGUACAGGGCCCUGGCUGAACGUAUGUCAAUAGUGCCUACUGUCUUAGUUGGUCUUCAGCAAGCCAGUGAUAACAGAAGGUUGAAUGGUGGAUUGGAGUUAACUGAUGCACUGGCCAUGAAACAGUAUCAGGAAUAA